Molecule: messenger RNA, 894 nt
Organism: Ornithorhynchus anatinus (platypus)
Lineage: Eukaryota; Metazoa; Chordata; Mammalia; Monotremata; Ornithorhynchidae
Product: neutrophil gelatinase-associated lipocalin-like
Exons: 7
Coding region: 167-715 (182 amino acids)
Molecular function (GO): small molecule binding
Source: RefSeq, a predicted model, not a curated record
GGAACUCUCUCAACAGUUUGGUGAAAUUCCAAGUCGGGGCCAUAAAUAGCGGACCGUUCGGCUCUCCCCACACCGGCCGCCUGCCCGCCUCCCUCUCUCCCUCCGUCCGGGCCCAGCGCUCCGGGGCCACCCCGGUCUCUUCCAGGAAGGCCCGCGCCGCUUCGGGAUGAAGACCACCCUCUUGUGCAUCGGGUUGACCCUGUUCUGCUCCCGGGCCCGGGCCGACGUCCCCGUGCAGCCCGAUUUUCAGCCGGACAAGUUCCAAGGGAGAUGGUACGUGGUCGGCCUGGCCGUGAGCUCCGCGCCCGUCGAGGGGGGCUCUUUCAAGAUGUACGCCACCACCUACCGGCUGCUCCCCGACCAGAGCUUCAACGUCACCUCCACCCUGCUCAGGGGAGAGCGGUGCGACAAGUGGGUCAGGACGUUCGUCCGGAAAGAUCGGCCCGGCAGGCUCACCCUGGGCAACGUCGGUGCCUACGGAGUGAAGGACUACACCGUCAGUGUCAUGGAGACCAACUACGAGGAAUAUUCCAUCGUGCAUUUUAAGAAGGUUGUGGCCGACAAGACCUUCUACAAGAUAACCCUCUAUGGGCGGACGAAGGAGCUGAGACCUGAACUGAAGGAGAGGUUCGUCCGGGUGGCCAAGGAGCAGGGACUCAAAGAUGACCACGUUGGUUUCCUGCCCAAAGUCGAUAAAUGCAUCGAUGAGGACUGACCCGGGCCAAAGGAUGAGACGCUGCCCCAGCUUCCCGCCCACAAAGGAAGGCCCGAGAUUCAGAACACCCCCCCCCCCCCCCCCCCGCUCAUCGCGGUCCCCGGCUUGCUCUUUCUCUAAGCUCUCCCCCGACGUGACGCAACCGAAUAAAGACACCCGGCUUCCCCGUCUCCUCGGAA